AUGCCUUCCACUGCUAUGUCGUCCAUCCCAGUUGCACUCACUUAUGAUGACGUCUUGCUCGUUCCCCAGAAAAGUGACGUGCGUUCACGCAAAGACGUGAGUACCGCCACACGUCUCUCACGCAAUAUUAAACUUCAAAUCCCUAUUGUUGCCAGUAAUAUGGAUACCGUAUGUGAACAUCAAACAGCCGUUGCAAUGGCUCGUGAAGGUGGUAUUGGCAUCCUGCAUCGUUUCUGCAGUAUUCAAGAACAGUGUGAUAUGGUUCGUAAGGUGAAACGUGCACAGUCAUUUCUGAUUGAAAACCCUAUCAUGAUUACACCGAGUGGAACAAAGGAAAAUGCUCUUGAAGGAUUAAAUUGGGGUGGUAGAAAGGGAGGUGUUGGAUGUCUUAUGGUAGUGGAGAAUUUCCAAAACCGAAAACUGCUUGGUAUCGUAACCCGGCAUGAUCUCGUCUUGGCAGACCCAAGGGAUCCGGUAUCCGCCUUCAUGACCCCAGUUAAGGAUAUGGUACUCUCUACGAAUACAAGGAUUACUCUUGAAGAGGCCCGUGAAAAGAUGCGUAAGCACCGUACAUCCAAUAUCCCAAUUGUGGGAAACAAUGGUGAACUAAUUUAUCUUGUGACACUCUCUGAUAUUGUAAAGCUUACAGAAAAUAAGACGGCUUCUCUCGAUUCUCGUGGUCGUCUUUUGGUUGGUGCGGCCAUAGGUGUAAAGAGUGAUGAUAUUAAUCGUGCAGCCAUGCUUGUGGAGGCUGGUGCAGAUGUGCUUGUGGUGGAUAUCGCCCAUGGUCACAGUGCUCUCUGUAUAGAUAUGAUUAAACGACUGAAAGCAGAUCCACGUACACAAAAAGUGGAUAUCAUUGCAGGCAACAUCGCCACAGCGGCAGCAGCAGAAGAUCUCAUUCAUGCUGGUGCGGAUGGUCUUAAGAUUGGAGUGGGACCGGGCAGUAUUUGUAUUACACGUCUUGUGGCUGGUGCCGGUGUGCCCCAACUAACGGCUGUGAUGGAGUGUACACGUGUGGCCCAGAAGUAUAAUAUUCCAUGCAUUGCCGAUGGUGGUGUGAAGACUUCCGGUGAUAUUUGCAAAGCCAUUGCAGCUGGUGCCGAUACUGUGAUGUUGGGAAAUAUGCUGGCGGGUACAGAUGAGGCCCCAGGUCGUGUAUUAGUAAAGGAUGGAAAAAAAGUAAAAAUUAUCCGUGGUAUGGCUGGAUUUGGUGCCAAUCUAAGUAAGGCUGAACGUGAACGUACAUUAAAUGAAGAUGUCUUUGCAGAGAUGGUCCCAGAAGGUGUGGAGGGAAGUGUACCUUGCAAAGGACCCAUUGGCCCUAUAUUAAGACAACUGGUGGGUGGACUGCGGUCUGGAAUGUCUUAUUGCGGUGGAUGUACGAUUAAGGAAAUGCAGAAAAAGGCGAAGUUUGUUCGCAUGACAGGUGCUGGACUCCGUGAGAGCGGUAGUCAUGAUAUAUCUAAGUUGUGA
This is a messenger RNA of Trypanosoma theileri, 1476 nucleotides long. RefSeq names its product putative guanosine monophosphate reductase. Gene Ontology annotation, molecular function: IMP dehydrogenase activity. The coding region runs from base 1 to 1476 and encodes 491 amino acids. Gene Ontology annotation, cellular component: cytoplasm. The transcript has a single exon. Gene Ontology annotation, biological process: GTP biosynthetic process. The record is from RefSeq and is a predicted model, not a curated record. Lineage: Eukaryota; Euglenozoa; Kinetoplastea; Trypanosomatida; Trypanosomatidae.